CUAAAAUGGCGCCCGCGCUUUCGCCCGCCCCCGCUCCCCGCGCGGGCACCAUAGAGACGCGGCGGAUAGAGCGGCCGCUCCCCGGUCUGCUCUACGCGGCCCCAGCCCGCUCUCGGUGGUGCGCGGCGCUGUCGCAGCAUGGCGGGGGAGGGCGACUCUGAGCCGGAGAAGUCCUUCAAACUCCUUGGAUUUCUGGAUGUUAAAAAUGUCCCGUGUGCACGAGAAUCAGUGCUGUAUGGCUCUCUGGGAUCUUUAGUUUUGGGUCUUGGACACUUUUUAGCAACUAGUAGAGUUAGAAGAUCUUGUGACUUUGCAGUUGGUGGCUUUAUUUGCACGAUGUUAGGAUACUGGUUUUACUGCAGGUACAAUUUAGCCCAACAGAGGAUUCGGCAAAGAAUGCUUAGAGAAGGAAUGAGAAACAAAAUGUUAUUUGAAGGCAGUUCUUUAGAUCCAAAAAAACACCAAACAAGCGAUGAAAGAAGCAAUUCAUAGCCCUGCUAUAGGGGAAUCUACGUGUGUGGUGUAAUACAGCAUUGAGGUGGUCCAAAAAUGGCAGUGUGCCCUGUAAGUAGGUGAGAUAACUGAAACUGUAUGAAUCAUGUUGGUUUUCCUGGAAGACUUAAGUAAGAAAUUCAGAGUGAGUCUAUUAAAUCUGUAUAUAAGCCUGUCUUAGUUUCACGUAUGUAUGUGACUAUAUACACAGUUAGCACUGACCUCCUUGCUUUUGACUUGUUAAACAUUUGGGAGCUGAUGCUGCGUUGCACAGUCUCAGAGAAUUAAUGACAACAUUUGGGGAUUUACAAACAAAGCAAAGUUGUAAUUUCAUCUCGUUUAAAUGCAAGAUAUUUUAUUUUCAUCAGCUGUUCUGAGUAAAUGCAUCUUGCAGUGCUGCUGCUAAAGGCGGCAUUUGGAAAACAGGAAUAUUUAAGCAGUAGGUGAGUGCUUUACUUGUGCAAAGUGGAAGAUACUGGUAGAUUCUGUAACUUCAGAUGAUAUAUCAAGACUGUGAAGCUGAAUUUCCAUCUGUGCAAAAUUAAGAAUAAAAACACCCGAGGAGGAAUCUCGCCUGUUUAUGUAACAUUUUUUAAUUUCACUAAAGAAGAUUUUUAAGACCUUUUGUUACAGUUGGUAGAACAGCAGUUGAUGUGAUUUAUAAGUGGUGAUGGUCAGCAGUUCAUCUAAUACCAGCUGUAAGCAGCAGCAUGUCUCUAUUAACUUGGGAGUACUCCAGAGUAUUAAACCAACAUGCUGCUAAUACAAAGAUAAUUGAACUUCUACACUUGAUGGAUUUGCCUCGUACAAGAAGAAAACAAAUUCACAUUCUUUCCCAUUUCUAUUUGUACCCUAUUCCUUUUGUUUCUUCUGGAGGAAGUGAAAGAAUGAAGAUAAGUUUUAUGGAGAACUUUCAAUUCAGUUGUUCGUAUUAAAAAGCCCUCAGAGACCUUGAGUUAGCACAGUGUAACAUUAUCUUCACUGGAAAGUUCAGGCUUGGAAUUUGACUUUUAUUUAGCUAGAAUUCACAGGAGAAAAUGUUGCUCCUAAUUUUGUGUCAUGAUGGGAGAUGUGUUCCUUCUCUUUGGAUCAGGUAGGAAGUGUUGCCUCAUAAAGCCCCUGGAGUGACUAUAGGAAACUGAGUGAGUACUUAAUGCACGCUCCUAUUUUAAUACAUGGUUGAGUUCUUUCCUAUCUGACGUAAGACAAGGAACUGCAACCUAAGCAGGGGUCUUUUAGCUGUGAGGUCAUAAUUCAGUUGGGGAGGUCAGAAGACAAAAGCAUCUAGAUGAAAGUUUACUCUUUGGCAAAGAUCAACUGUUGAGAAAGAAGAGAAUGUGGUUUUGUACUGACAGGAAAGAAGGUAGCAUGCAUGCAGGGGCAUCGUUCAAAAUAGCUAAGUAUUGGGACCAUGGCGAGGAGAAAACAGCAGGAUUCGAUUAUCUCCAGUGCUAUUUGGCUCUUGUUUUGUGCUUCUGUAGUUACUACUACAGCUGCUUAACUUAAGUAUUAGUGAUUUUGGCCAGUAGCUGUUAAAUUCUGCGUAGAUGUAUCUGCAUUGCUUAGAUCACCAGCCUAAUGCUACUUCACUGUACACAAUAUAAAUUGUGCAUGCUUCACACAAAUGUUAGCAGAAAAAAUGGGGUAGGUUGUAAUAUGCAGCAGUCUGGACAGUGUGUUUGAAUUCCCUUAUUUAAAGCUGAGGUAAAAUGGGGCUAGCUAGCUGUAAUAGAGCUGUGUGUGAUCUGAGUGCCUCAACUCUCCAGCACCCUUCUAUAUAGCAGAUGUAAUGUUUUAGCCGCCAAAAACUGUGAAAGACUCAAAAGCCAAGAAUUAAAAUGUUUUAGUUGACAACAGAGGCAAUUACAACUGUCAUCCUGAAGUUGUCAGUUACAGCUUUUCCCAAGCAGAGAUUUUUAGGGGAUAAUGGCUUUGAUUUCUCAGUUCAUUUUGCAGUUUCCAGGCUGUUUUGUUUGUCACCACACAUUCCAAGACCUAGAGUGCUGUGGAGGAAGGGUCACUUGGUGUCAUUAAUAAAUGGCUCUGGUUUUUGUUAGGGUGAUUUUUUCAGGGGGGUAACAAUGAAGCAUUAAUGAGUUCCCCCAGCUCAGUAGAUUAACUUCCACACUUCUCUCAUACCUGUGUUCUGGAGCUUAGGUCAGCACCUCCCAUUGGGAAUGCCAUACUUCCUCUUGCGUGCCUCUAUCACCCAUGCAUGCAUUCUUGAGACAUCCACCUAAUGCUGAUGAUGCAGUGAGUCUUUUUCUUCUGGAUCCACUUGAUACAAGGAAAAAGGAAGCCUCAUAUUCUAUAUGUGGUAGACACUGUGUUGUUAAUAGCCUAAUCAAGACGGAGCAUUUUGGUGUGUCUGCUGUUCUGUGGCUGUGUUAGGGAGGAGACCAUUCUCUCCCUUCCCCCACCAGCCCCUCAGUUGCUUUCAGUAGUGUGAUCUUCAUGUUUUGUUGUGGAACGAGAUGGUGAUGCUUGUACUUGGCGCUGUGUAGUCUGCUUUCCAAGGCAGCGUUAUGUAGAUAUAAAAGCAAACUUAAUUCCUGAAAACUUCUCAUUUGUUUCAAUAGUCUGCUGGAAGAAACCCUUGGAAUCCCUCAUUUCCCUUCCACAAACGUUUCUUUAAAAAAAAAAAUAGAAAAGCAGUGGCAGGCUGCCAAGCCAUGGAGCCGCAUAACUAUCCCGGGGCUGAGCCAAGCUGCUGCUUUAGCAAUAGUAGCGGCCCCAGCCUGAGGAAUGUCCGGGAGCUGCCAGAGGCUUUGCAGCCUGCCCGCCUCCUGCUCGCAGCACGCGGCCUCCAUCCUGCCUCCACCACAGCUUUUCCUCAGCCCUUCAGCGUCUGGCAGGCCUGAGUGCCAGGUUACCUUCACCCGCUUCACCUCACUGCGCUGGAGAAGGUGGCUCCUAUGGCAGCCAGGUAUCGCAGGGAGCCUUUCGGCUCCAGCACUGAAAUCCCGCCUUGUGCUCUUCUGAGAUCCUCCCCUUCCCUGUGAACGGGCCAUUUCCUGCAAAGGCCGUGCCUGAAAGAAUGCCUGCUGGAGCACAAAUGCAUUCUGUAAUAUGUUUAACUGUUACGGUCUUUGAUAUGUAAGUACAGAAAUCAUUCUUAUUGCUCUAUUGUAGUCUCUUCCUCUGAGGUCUCCCAGAGCAAACAGAGAAAAUACAUAAGUCGUUUAACUUGCA
Molecule: messenger RNA, 3684 nt
Organism: Coturnix japonica (Japanese quail)
Lineage: Eukaryota; Metazoa; Chordata; Aves; Galliformes; Phasianidae
Gene: COX20
Product: cytochrome c oxidase assembly factor COX20
Biological process (GO): mitochondrial respiratory chain complex IV assembly
Cellular component (GO): mitochondrion; mitochondrial inner membrane
Source: RefSeq, a predicted model, not a curated record